Molecule: messenger RNA, 489 nt
Organism: Salvia splendens (bonfire salvia)
Lineage: Eukaryota; Viridiplantae; Streptophyta; Magnoliopsida; Lamiales; Lamiaceae
Product: predicted GPI-anchored protein 58
Exons: 1
Coding region: 1-489 (162 amino acids)
Source: RefSeq, a predicted model, not a curated record
AUGGGAAAAAAGAAAUGGGCAAAGAAACAAACCGGUGAGAAAACCCCUUCAACCCGCAGGGAAGAAACCCCAGAAUCGCAUCCACCACUUGGAGAGCGGCCGCCGAACCCGCAACCACAGGAGCCGAUUCCUCAGGCUCCGGCGAUGGUUUCUUUGAACGCACUGGCGGAGUUCCUCAGACAGCAGGACCCGAAUAGAGAUUGGGCGACUGCGUUGGCAGGUUUUAGCCAAGUCGGGGGUAAAUUGAGCACAACCGGAGAAGCCCCGGCAGUACCUGCAGCAGAACCGAUCGUGCAGCCCAUAGUACAACCACCCACUUCCAUUCCGAUUUCCUCAGCAAUUCCACCAGAAAGAGAAUCUCCCUCGGCGACCACACCGCCAGAGCCCUCGGAACCCUCCCAAACUCCACAACAAAGUGACUCGAUGGAUAUUGAUCCCAUCUCCGCCUACUACGAGUCUGACUCAAGGGAACUGCAGAGAGGAGAAUGA